This is a messenger RNA of Hydractinia symbiolongicarpus, 1626 nucleotides long. RefSeq names its product somatomedin-B and thrombospondin type-1 domain-containing protein-like. The transcript is spliced from 5 exons. The record is from RefSeq and is a predicted model, not a curated record. NCBI's taxonomy places the organism in Eukaryota, Metazoa, Cnidaria, Hydrozoa, Anthoathecata, Hydractiniidae. Bases 266 to 1102 code for a protein of 278 amino acids.
ACUACCUCUACGCUUUUAUGAUGAACAAAUGUGAAGUUUUUGGAUGUCUGUUGCAGUUAGAGAAGUUUUAAACGUAUGCUUUUAAGAUAGAUAUACUUAGUUGUAAAAUAAAGGAGACAGCAAGAAUGUGUCGUAUUUGCUCAGGUGGAAAGAUGGUUUGAAAGUUAAUUUCUGUGUUCUUCCAGAAUAGAUAUAAAGAUAAUUAAGCAAAAAUUGUAUUAACUGAUAUUAGUAACCUUAAAAAAGUUGGGAAUACAAACCAGUCAUGUUUACCUGGAAAUUCGCACUCUCCAUAAUAAUUUUUCAAGUUUAUAUUACGUUAUGUUAUGGACUGUGUGACCAGCGAGAAACAGGUGGUGAUUUAAAAUGUUGCAAAUUCAAAGAUGCUUCGUGUUUUGUGAAAACGUAUCAUACAAGAGCACGCGGUUUGGCCAACUCCAUAUGCUACUGUGAUGCGUAUUGCAAAUUUACUAAAGACUGUUGCAAAGAUAUUGACAAAGUUAGAAAAUUGUGCGACAAACCUGUUCAUUGCAUCGUUAGUGAAUGGGAAAAAUGGACUGGUUGCAGUACAAAAUGUGGUUUUGGAGUUAGAAAGAGAAAAAGAAGCAUCAAACAAAAAAAUCAAAAUGGCGGAAACCCAUGUGGUCCACUUGAACAAGUUCGAGGAUGUAAUAUGAAUUCAAUUUGUGAUUCUAACGAAGACACAUCACCAGCCUUUAUUCUUCCAAUUACAUUCAGAAGACCACACAUAGGAAAAUAUAUAUAUGAAAACAUUUUACCAGCAACCAGAAUUGAUGAAGCGCCAAAGAGUAUUCACAAACCAACUUAUUCAUAUUGUGUUCAUUACAAAGUCACAUAUAGAAGAAGAAAAUGCGCUGGUACUUGGGCAGGUAGCUUACAAAGUGAAAUGCCCGUUUGUACAGAAUGUCAAUCACGUGUCAUGAAUGGCGGACAUUGUCGUGGUGAAGGAAGAAUGGGACAGAGAACAAGAUGGAAGGCUUUAGGACUUUCUCGUUGCCAAGGGGAUUGGGUUCGUUUAGGACAAAUUAUACCAAAUUGCACUUGCGAUGCAAAACAAUUCUCCAACUUUGUUUUUGUAUAAAAUUGACCUAAUCACCAGAAUAUGUUACGUUUCCAAAGGAUUUUAAAAGGAUGGUAAGAUGUUUAAUGCCUGGAGCUAAAGUUAAGGGGAAACAGUUAAAUAUAUAUUAUUGCACAAAAGAACACGGGGAAAAGAGAAGGAACACGACACGUUACACUAUUAGAACUUCUAUAACUAAUAGUUAUAAAUUAAAUUUUUACAAAAACAAAUUCUUGUCCCUGCUUUGUUUAGGAAUAUUCUUGACAUUUGCUAUUUUUUUAAAGCUAGUGCAAAUUUCUGUAGUACCUCUAUAUCUCCAGUCAGCUUAAUCUAAAGAGUUUUUUUGUUUCUUGAAAAGUUUUAUAACCGCAUUUCUUAUCAUGUAAAAUAUUAAAUUUACUCUAUUUUUCUCGUAUGUUUAUAUAUGCGAAAUAUAUAGUUAAUUGUUUUUAAAGAAAUAUCUUAUCCACAAUAUCUUACGAACAUACAACAAGCACGAAAAAAUAACAUUAUUGGAGCCUAAAUUAUGCGGACUCCUCCAGCGA